AUAUACAUGGAGGAAUACAUGAUCUAGGAAUGUGCUGCAGACCUCAGAAGCCAUUUUGAGAUGAUGUCCCUGUUGAGAAAGCCUAUGAAGAUGCUGAAAUCAACGAACAUGGUUACAUUUCUGUCUGUUUCUCCCUCCGUCUCCUCUAUUUCACCAUGGCAGCUGUCAACCGACGGGACAUUAGCAAAGCGGGGUAUCAAGCUGUGCUCACAGAGUUAAAACGUCAUUGAUAUGAAAGAGGACAGUGUCUGUUUAUUGUCUCUGUCGAGACAUGAAACACCGUGAGUUUUUUCCAGUCUGAAAAUCUUCCAGCAUCUCUCACAACACACCGUCUCCUUGAGUGACUGAGUUAAUUCACUCGUGUAGCCUGCCGGAGAGAAAGGAGGCAGAUCCGUUUUCCAAUGGCUUCUGUGAGCCUUGUUUCCAGUCCCCCAGUCCCUGUUCUUGACAAAAACAUGACAGACUCUGAGCUUGCAGGGGAUGAAAGAGAGGAUGGCGAACUGGAAGACGGAGAAAUAGAUGAUGAAGGAAUUGGGAUUGAAGAGGAAAAUAAAGAGGUUGCUGAGGUUAAUGAAGACAAAGAGAAGGAAAAAGAGAAAGAAAAAGUUAAAGAGAAAGAAGAGAAGACCCACAGGCACUCCAGGAAAAGAUACAAAAAGACCAAAGAGAAGAGGAGGUCCAAAAGGAGGAGGCGUGACAGACAGAAACACCACUCCCCUUCCAGCAGCUCCAGCUCCGAUAGUUAUGACUCAGACUACGACCGAUCAGAAAGGCCCAAAAACCGGAAAACCCAGGGAUCAGAUGGCCAGUCCUCUCAGCAUGGACGGGAUUCAAAGGGAGGCCAUGGUAACUCCCAGAAGUCCCCGCCUCCAAAGAGCAGUGAUUUCGACAAAUACAGCGACUACAGUGAUGACAAGUAUGAUUAUGACGAAGAGGAGGAUGAUUACGAAGAUGACAUGUCGGAGUACCCGCAAUCAAAGGAUUCAGGUCCGCAGGGUCGGGGAAGGGGACGACAAUCCAAAGACCAGAUGAAGAGAGGAAGCAUGAGGGGGAUGAAACAACAGCAGUUUGGGCAGAGAGGAAGGGGCCGAGGCAGUGGGCCGGGGAGAGGACGUGGGAUGCUCUUCAAGAACAAGAAGCUGAAGGGCAAACCCUGGGGAGGACGUGGACGAGGACGAGGAGGAGACCAGGGCAUGGAAGACAUGGUCCCAGAAGGAAAAAAUUCCUCCGGUUUUCAGAAGAAACGGCCAAUUAUGAGCAAAGAGUUUAUCAAUCAGCACACAGUCGAGCACAACGGGAGAAACAUCUGCAAGUAUUUCCUGGAGGGUCGCUGCAUCAAGGGUGAACAGUGCAAGUUCGAACAUGAACUCGUUGUACCAGAUAAGAAAAAGGAACUUUGUAAAUUUUACCUUCAAGGAUACUGCAGUAAAGGAGAUAAUUGCAUUUACAUGCACAAUGAAUACCCCUGCAAGUUCUUUCAUACUGGAGCCAAAUGUUAUCAAGGGGACAACUGCAAAUUCUCCCACGAUGCUUUGAACGAUGUGACCAAAGACUUGCUUGACAAGAUAAUCAACACUGAGGAGGAGAACGCCCGCGAGGACGAGCUGGAGCUGGAGGAUCUGAGAAAGCAGGGUAUUGCUCCACUUCCGAAGCCCCCCCCUGGGGUGGGGCUGCUGCCCACUCCUGGUCAGAGCAGUCCCUCAGACGGAGCCUCGGGACAGGCGGGGAAGAAGAUCCCCUCCCUCUUUGAAAUCAAUGUUCAACCUACUGUAGACUUGGCACAGAAAAUUGGUCUAAGUGGAUCCAACUUUUCCCAGAAUCAAGGUGAAGGCAGCGAUCAGUUCAGUGGCGGCUCAGAGGACGCGCAGACUGCAGGCAUGGUGCCUUCAGGGCCCUCCACUCCUCCUAUUCCUCCUCCUGAAUCUCCUGUCGCUAUGGGUCAUCUCACUGGACCACCCAUGCCACAGAGCCCCCCUGGACUGCACCCACCCCACGGCUUUCCAAUGCCGCCUCCGAUCCCCCCUGGUCAACCCCCACCCUUUUAUGUAAACAGACCUCCAAUGAACAUGCAGAGGCCUCCUCCGUUCCCUCCAGAUCUACAGAUGCUGCAGAAUCUCUUCCCGUUUCCACCUAUGGGUCAGAACCCAGUAGAUUUCUUCAGCAACUUCCUCGGAAACCAGGCUCCACAGGGAGUUGACCCUGGUCUGGCCUUCAUGCAGAACCUCCAGCAGAACAUGGGUGCAGAGUCACAGUUGAAUUCUUUGCCACCAGCAGUACAGAAGGCCAUCCUUUUACACCUGACACAACAACAGUCUCUUCCACAGGGAAAUGAGCCACAGAGAGCGGAGGGCCCAGAUGAUGACAAUGCAAACAGAGAUGAAACUACAAACUGGUACUCAAGCGAUGAAGAGGAUGGGAGCUGUGUUUCCUCCAUUCUCAAAUGUCUCAAAAAGCAGAAUGAGAAGCAGCAGUCUCAGUCGAAGCCCCCCCAGGCUGCCCCAGUGGGUGACCCUCGGCUUGUUAAAGAGAGGGCCCCACCCAGUGACCCCCGUGUGAAGACAGACCCCCGACAGCGACCCCCGGAUACGAAAAAGGAGUCGGACGGAGCUGCAGACCCCCGGUUUUCCAGAGACCCCAGGAAGAUUCGACCGAUGGAGCCGAGUUCCUUUCGGCAGCAGGGCCACCCCGGUUCUAAGAAGCCCCCUGCAGGGGAUGAGGAUGAUGAAGGAGAGCGGGAGCCCAGGGACAAAGCUGUCCUCAUCCCUCUAGAUGCCGGCCCCGAGGUGCUGCUGCGGGACCCUCGCUGCCAGUUAAAGCAGUUCAGCCACAUCCGAGUGGACAUCCUGCUCCAGAGGCCUUCCUUCGCUCAGACCGUAGUAUGGGCCCCUGAGGACCUCAUCCCUUCUCUGGUACCCAAACAGGAACACUCAAUCAACCUGCCCCUCCCACCCCUCAUUGCAGAUGCUCAGAUGAACCGAACAAGCUUGUCUGACACUCCCCCCGUCUCCAGCCCUCCAGCCAUUGACCCCAGACUGGUAGCAGCACGUUUAAAAGAGCGUAUGAGUCGAUUACCCUCCGGAUCUCUAGAGUCCCGACCCCCCCCAGAAAGACCCAUAGAUCCACGUCAGCAGAAGACUCUGGAUCCCAGACUCAAGCGUACAGUUAGCCUGGACUCGAAGCUGAUGGGUCAGAAGGUGCCCUCCUCUGGGGGGGGAGUUGUGGACCCCAGGCUACAGAAGGCCAGUGUUAGCUCCACUCCUCAUACUGUCCAAGCAAAGCCAGAGCCUGAGAAGCUGCCACCUUAUGCCCCACAUCUGGCUUCCUCUGGUGGGGGGCUAGAGAGUCCCACUACUAUCCUCGGGGGCAUCAGUCUGUACGAUCCUCGUAAUCAAAGCGAGACAGCCCAGAAGGAGCCGACAGAGCCUCCCAAAAAGACGUCCAUCCUGAAACUCCCAGCCAAGAAAGACGUUUCUCCGCCACUCUCCCCAACUCAAAGAAGUGGCUCUUUGGAAGAGACAAAAAGUACAGACGCAGCCUCAGAUCAGCCUCCACCUCCCAGUCCUGCCGCAGUGCCUCCUGCCUCACCGGUCAAACCCCCUGCGGUUCAUAACCUCCCCAUCCAGGCCCUGGCCGGGCUCAUCCGGCCCUCGUACACUGACCCUAGGCCGGCCAAACCUGGAGGACAAGGCUCAGCAGGAGCACAAGAAGAAGCGGAGGAAAAGAAGGAGCAGGGGGAGGUCAAGGAGGAGGAACCAAAGCAGGAGGGCCCAGAGGAGGAGGCAGAUGACAGGACACUCAAAGAUGUGUUCAAGACUUUUGAUCCCACUGCUUCCCCUUUCUGUCAGUAAACACCCCGGGGUGGAAAUAUGUAAAAGCAGCAGAAGAUUUGUAUUUUGAUGAAAAUAUCUAUUAAUCGUUUUGGAAACACAUGAAUCUAUUUAUUUCUGUAUAUAAAUGAUCCUGUAUAAAACACAUACUAUCUAGUGCGCCACACAUCAGUGUGGAGAUGAUGCUAUCUAAUGUGCACAGACACAGUUCAACAUAAUCUUAUUAAUGCAGAAAUGUGUGUUUUGAAAGUGUGUAUGUUACGGUUUUUUAUCAUUGUGUUUUUUCCAUGUAAGUUUUAAACAGUUUUUAAAAAGUGUGUCCAUUUUUCACUAAGGAUUGACGCAUAUCUUUCCAGGCAUUACACAUUGUAGAUAAGAUCAUGAACUCACUCUACAGGCAAACGGUUAUACUAACUAAUCCAUCAAACAAUAAUUCUAGGAAUUCCCUUGUGAGCGUUUGUAUUUCCUUAUUUAUUUGAAGGCUCUUUUAUAAAAUUAUACCUUACUUUUAUGAUAAGGGAUUUAUUCACCACAAGUUAACAGAUCUAGUUUUUUAUUAUUUACUUUGUUUUCAUAUAAAGUGGCCUAAAUGCUUUGAGGAUGUCAAGUUACUGAUGUAGGCUUGUCUAAUUUGCUUAACUGAGAGUUGUUGAGUAAAUAAUAUUGUUUACUUCAUUUGUCAUUAGUCAAAAACAUGCACUGCUCACAAACUUGUAUGGUAAAUAGCAAACUGUCUUUCACUUGUUUUUAUCAGAACAAAAAAGAAAUUCUAAAAAAAAAUAUUGGACCCAUUUCAUUGAUAGAUCGAUAAAUAUGACCUUUAUAACUAUAUUUCAUAGUUGAAUUUUGUUGGAGUUGACACGAUAAACUCACGUGGGGUUAUCUGUCGUACAAAGGGUGAAUGUUGAGGCUGAAGGCGGCAUAAUGCUCUGCAGUUUAUAUUAUUUUACAUUUCUGUGUCUGUUAAGGUGAGCCUUGUAUGACUGAAACUAAACUAUGUCCUUUUUUCUAAUUAUCAUUUUCAUACUUCACAUUGUAAAUCCCUUUUUGUAUCACAUGUACAGUCUUUUUUUGAGCGUUUUAAUGAAUAAUGCUUCAUUUUCCGUUUUGUGGUGAUGGUUGUGAUAAUACUGUAAGACAUUUUAACAACACAUGCCUGUCACAUUUUAGUGAUUUUAUUAUGAUAACUGAAAUAAACAGAUAAGACAUAAGGUAUUUUA
This is a messenger RNA of Notothenia coriiceps (black rockcod), 5047 nucleotides long. It is a transcript of the gene zc3h6, whose product is annotated as zinc finger CCCH-type containing 6. Bases 402 to 3848 code for a protein of 1148 amino acids. Lineage: Eukaryota; Metazoa; Chordata; Actinopteri; Perciformes; Nototheniidae. The record is from RefSeq and is a predicted model, not a curated record. Gene Ontology annotation, cellular component: nucleus. Gene Ontology annotation, biological process: negative regulation of DNA-templated transcription. Gene Ontology annotation, molecular function: RNA binding; metal ion binding. The transcript is spliced from 12 exons.